UACUUGAAGGCAGCACAUACUAACCCGUGAAAAUUCAUUCAUCAUGAACUGUAUCAGGCAGGCUAGCCGUUAGCUUUACGCGCUAAACAGUGACAUGUGUCUGUCCUAACGUCACGCGUACAGCCGUAUCUAUUUAGCCGUAAUAUCAGCUGAUGAAUAUUUCUAAACUCAACGACACUUUCCUGACUGGUGUACUGGAAACCAACGUUAACGUGUCGUGUUAUGGGAGAUACACGGAGGUCAGACGAGCGGUGGGCUGUCGACUCAACAGUAAAGUAGAAACGUUAGUGUCCCGCUGCCGCGUUGACAGCUGUUUGUUGAUAUUGUAGCAGUGAUCAACCUAAAAGUGAAUCAUGCCUGGGAAACUUAAGGUAAAAAUUGUGGCAGGGCGCCACUUGCCUGUGAUGGACAGAGCCAGUGACCUUACUGAUGCUUUUGUAGAGGUUAAGUUUGGAAACACUACUUUCAAAACUGAUGUCUUUCCCAAAUCCCUCAAUCCACAGUGGAACUCAGAAUGGUUCAAAUUUGAGGUUGAUGAUGAGGACUUGCAGGAUGAGCCAUUGCAGGUCACAGUGUUGGACCACGACACUUACAGUGCUAACGAUGCCAUAGGGAAAGUUUACAUUGACAUUGACCCGCUGCUGUGCAGUGAGGCUGCCUCUGUCAUCUCUGGCUGGUUUCCCAUCUAUGAUACCAUCCAUGGUAUUCGAGGGGAGAUCAAUGUCCUAGUCAAAGUGGAGCUUUUCAAUGAUUUGAACCGCUUCAGACAGUCCUCCUGUGGGGUCAAAUUCUUCUGCACCACAUCCAUUCCACGGUGCUACAGGGCAGCGAUGGUGCACGGGUUUGUGGAGGAACUUGUGGUGAAUGAAGAUCCAGAGUACCAAUGGAUCGACAGAAUAAGAAGUCCUCGGGCCUCCAAUGAGGCCCGUCAGAGGCUCAUCUCUCUCAUGUCUGGAGAGCUGCAGAGGAAAAUAGGGCUUAAGGUACUGGAGAUGGGCGGGAAUGCGGUGGUGGGCUACUUGCAGUGUUUUGACCUGGAGGGAGAGUCGGGCCUGGUGGUCCGGGCCAUAGGUACUGCCUGCACACUGGACAAACUCAGCUCUGGAAGCGCCCCCAACACCAACACACAUAUGCACCCUAACACAGCCCCUGCUUCCAAUGCCUGCAAUUCCCCUUCUAAGGAUGGAAAGGAGCCGGUAUUUGGUGAGGACCUGACCUCGUCCUCCGGCCCGCCAACCCCUUUCAGAGCCCUUCCCACCACCUCCUCCUCUCCUCCCCCCUUCUCUCCCUCCAAGCCAUGCAGCCGCCAGUCCUCAUCAUCAGACACAGACCUCAGUUUGACGCCCAAGACGGUGGAGACAGUGAGAAGCAGGCCUGGGAUCUUCCUCUGCCCCAGCUCCCCCACCCUCUCCACGAACACUUUGUCCCUUGCUGGCUCUGGCUCAGUGGGCUGUGGUCAUGGCUCUGCCCCUAGAGCCACCACCCCGCCCCCUCCCUCCUCCAUCCCCUCAUACACUGUCUUGCUGAGAAAGAGCCUGUCCUUCACUGAUGACCUGCUGCUGGCAGCCUCUGGAAUGGGCAGUGGGGGCAGCGUCGGGAAGGAGGCAGGGCCUCUGAAGACCCUGCUCAGACAGCAGACGCAGACGGCUCUCGAGCAGAGGGGAGCGUCCUCCUCUGGGUUAUUGUUAAACGCCAGGGAGUUCCCCUUCUUCACCUUAACGUCUUUCCCACCUGGUUUUCUGCUUCAUGUCGGUGGAGUGGUCAGCGCCCGCUCUGUCAAACUACUGGACCGUAUACACAACCCUGCCUUGGGUAACACACGCUCAUACAAACUGCUAGACUGGAAUAGUGUCACUGCAGAUGAGCCAGAGACUCGCGACGCCUGGUGGGAGGAGAUUCGCCAGGAGAUCAAAUCUCAUGCCAAAGCUCUUGGUUGCCAUGGUGUUGUGGGGUACAGCGAGAGCACUAGCAUCUGUGAGGAGGUGUGUAUCCUGUCAGCAUCAGGCACAGCAGCCAUCCUGAAUCCUCGGUAUAUGCGUGAAGGCUGCCUAGACAUCGGAAUCACAGACCACAGGUUUGAGGAGCCAUCUCCCCCGAGCUGUGGCUUCUGCCACAUCCCGUAUGAUGAGCUCAACAUGCCCUUUCCGGCCCAGCUCACCUACUGUUACCACUGCAGGCGACAAAAGGUUCCUGAUGUGCUGUUCACAACAAUCAACCUGCCACAAGAAGCAGCUGUCACAGGGAAGGGCUGCCUUAUCCAGGCCAGGCUGUGUCGUCUAAAAAAGAAGGCCCAGGGUGAAGUGAAUGCGACGGCCAUCUCCAACCUGCUGCCUUUCAUGGAGUACGAGCUGCACACUCAGCUGAUGAACAAGCUGAAGCUGCGGAGCAUGAACGCUCUGUUUGGCUUACACAUACAGAUCAGUGUCGGAGAGAACAUGCUCCUGGGUCUGGCUUCUGCUACAGGAGUGUACCUUACAGCCUUGCCGGCACCAGGGGGCAUCCAGAUUGCGGGGAAGACUCCUGGUGACCUGAGCAAUGAGCACCACAUCCUCACCAUCCAGAAAAGGAUUAAUGACACCAUAGCCAAGAACAAAGAGCUCUAUCAAAUAAACCCUCCGAAAUUAUUUGCCCUGGACCCUGAGGUGUUCUGCGGCAUAAACAUGGAGCUGACAGAGGAAGUGGUGGGUUCUCCGAUUCCUGAGCCGAGGCAACGAUCCAGACUUUUCCGCUCCCACUCAGAAAGCUCAGAUGAGCUGUCAGAACUGGACCUCUCCCAUGGCAAGAAGGAUGCCUUUGUCCUGGAGAUUGAUGAUACUGAUGCUGUGGAGGACAUUCACUCCCUCCUCACUGAUGCCCCUACCCCCACAGGUUUCUACAGCUGCAACACUGAGAUCAUGCCUGGGAUUUACAGCUGGACGUCAGGAGUUCAGAUGUUUACAUCUGUGAGGGUCUUUAGGUUGAGUAAUGCCAAUCUUACUAACCAAGGCUUGAACAAGAUCUUCACUGACCUAUGUGAGAAUCUGCUAAAGAGUUUCUACUUCAAGUUGCGCUCUAUGAUCCCCUGCUGUCUGUGUCAGCUCAACUUCGCUGUAGCAGUGCCAGAAGAAGAACUUAUACAGGUUGCUGUGACAGCAGUUGCCAUGACGUUUGACAAAGACCAGGCUCAGGAAAAGCCAGCAGACAAGUCCACCACCAAAGGAGGCAGUGAGACUGAAGAGCAACUGCAGUUUCCCAUGGAGUUAUGUGCAGAUGCGUCAUCCGCCAACACUCAGCCAUCAUCCAAAAUCUCAGGUACAGUCUCUUUACUCACACCAGCUGCAAAACUCUGCCAAAAUCAGCUGGUUAUGGUUCUUUCACCAGGUGUCCCAGAGAGUACCAACGUCUCAUCCAGAGCUGCCUCCGUUGAUUACGGUUCCUUUGCAGACAGAUGCAGCACCUGGCUAGAGCUGCUUAGGCUGAAAGCUCACACCAUAAGACGAGGAUCAGUUAAGACAAGUAGGAGGACACAGUCUCUAGCACACUCUGUCUCAUCUUUGGAGCACUGCAGUCCGCUGCCUGAGGGACGUUCCCGCUCGCUGCGCUCCAACCGCUCAUUCAGGGGCAGUCCAGUCACCGUGGUGAAGAUGACGCCGCUCUCCUUCCUCCCCGGGACACGCAUCAUUAAAUACCUUGGGAUCAUCAACAUGUUUUUUAUCAGAGAGACAACAUCAUUACGGGAGGAAGGUGGUGUCAGUGGCUUCCUCCAUACAUUCAUAGCAGAGGUGUUUGCGAUGGUUCGAGCCCAUGUAGCAGCCCUGGGUGGCAAUGCAGUGGUGUCCUACAGCAUGAAAGAGUGUAUGUUAAUGGAAAAUCCAAACAAGAACCAGGCUCAGUGUCUCAUUAAUGUGAGUGGUGAUGCCGUCAUCUGUGUCAGGGAAACGGACCAGGAGCCCAAUCCCUCAAUGGCAAAUAUCGGACAGACCUGCGCUAGCGGAACAGAUGGGGCUACAUGACAGUGAAACACAGAGCUUCACUUUGUCUGCAGGACACACUAUCUAAGUAAAUAUGCUCGCUAAGUCUAGCCGUCCAAAUUUGAGUCAUUUAUGUCUGCCUUAAAACUCUAUAAAAGAUCCAAAGGUUUGGACAGAGGUAAUAAAGAACAAGUACUCACACACUCAAAAGCACGCAGUCUGGAUUAAUAUGGAAGUACAGGAUGUGUCUCUGUUUUUCUAUGUUUAAAGAGAGCAUUUGUGCUGGAGAUACUAAUGUAGCUCAACGUCAAAGGACCCCUCUGCAUCUAACUUUUGCCUAUGUGUUACAUCCAUCCAUAUUUGGGGUCACCCAGAGCUACAGUAUGUUGGCCAUUCCUUUGUGUGGGCACAAGUGAUGCUUGAGGCAGCUAUGACUAAUUUGUCCAUCCAUAGCUCACAGCUCAGCUCAUUAAAUGGCCAUGUCAAAAGGGACACAGUUGUAUACCAUCAGAUAAUGUAUAAACAGUCAGAUUCUCAUUCAGUGUUAGACUCUGUUUUGAGUAACUUGCAGAUUAAAGGCCCACCUGCUCAUUUCAGAGUGGCCACAUAAUGACUGCAAGUAUUUAAAUUUCAAAAGCUGGUGCUCUUCCUCAAAAUAGAAAAUUCUCACUAGAAUGGAAAUUUUGAAACUACAAUCGAAACAAUCCUGUGAUGCCAUUUUGUUAAAAUGAUCUGUUAGUUGGUGUCCAGUUUUAUGUCUAAAUUAGAUUUUUUUUAAUUUUUUUGUUGAUGGAUAAUCUUCCUAAUUACUGUCACAGUAUUGCUCACAAUCCGUUUCCUACAGAUAAUCAAAUUUCUUCAUAAAGUGUCAAAUAAUGGUGUCAUCUAUAAUAAUAAAAAAAAAAAACAGGCCAGGAUUACUGGCUUACGCAUGUAUUUUUGUAGGGCAAGAAUUUUCCUUUCAGGACAGUGAUUACCCUCUAUUCCAGUGACUAUUUUAUAAAUUAAAACUAAUUUAUUAGAAUUUGUAUUGCUUCAUCUUAAAAUGGUCAAAUCAAAUAUCAAAAUUAUGUGUAUGCCAUUUUAUUUACUGUGAUUGGUAUAAUGUGGCCCUUUGGGGUCUAACACCAGGGAUGUUUCAUAGAUCAGUUCCUCUUGUUGAUGCUUCUUGCUGUCAGUGUCAGAUUUCACAUACCGUUGUCAAGCUUCAUCACUGCUGCUUUGGCACUUGUAUUCUGAAUAUUAAUCUUGCUACUGAUCUGUCCAUCUUGACAUUCAUGUCCAAUGCUGGAAAAAACACUGUAUAAAUUUUCUUUAAAAUCAGAUUUUAGUAUUUUUGUAACAUAAAAUGUAUGGAACCUGCUCAUUUUGCCUGUGCAAUGGAUUCCUGAUAUUUUGACUCACUGUGUCUGAGAAUUAAUGGUACUCUAAUCUGUUUGUGAUUAGUUUAAUAUAUUUGUGUCUAAAACUUGAAUGUACAUAGAUGCUUUUGCUUUCUGACUAGCAGCAUGCAGACCCCGUUUUUAUUGCUAUGAAUCUGUACGCAUGUCUGGUAUGUCUUGCAAAAUAAACUCAGUCAAACCAA
This is a messenger RNA of Sander lucioperca (pikeperch), 5535 nucleotides long. RefSeq names its product C2 calcium dependent domain containing 5 (gene c2cd5). NCBI's taxonomy places the organism in Eukaryota, Metazoa, Chordata, Actinopteri, Perciformes, Percidae. The record is from RefSeq and is a predicted model, not a curated record. The transcript is spliced from 33 exons. Gene Ontology annotation, cellular component: plasma membrane. Gene Ontology annotation, biological process: intracellular protein transmembrane transport; positive regulation of vesicle fusion; protein localization to plasma membrane. Gene Ontology annotation, molecular function: calcium ion binding; calcium-dependent phospholipid binding. Bases 354 to 3992 code for a protein of 1212 amino acids.